This is a messenger RNA of Mesorhabditis belari, 1956 nucleotides long. NCBI's taxonomy places the organism in Eukaryota, Metazoa, Nematoda, Chromadorea, Rhabditida, Rhabditidae. The record is from the annotation of a GenBank genome assembly.
AUGAACGUCGCAUUUGUGCCCCUAACCACGCUAGCCGAUAUCUCAUUCUGGAGUUCGAUAAACAGCAAAAAGCUGCACGAGUGGAAAUUGGACGAGUCACCAAUUGAAUGCUUUGCCGAGUAUUCGAUUCAGGAUUUCACCGGGAGCCCGUCUCGACUCUCGUUUUGUCACGAUUCUUUUGAAAACGCUUCAUCUUCGCGUUUUCACGGCUUUGCCCUCGCAUACAACACGAUUGAGGGAUUUCAAAAUGUAGAUCGACGAAAGAUUAUUGAGGAGUCAGCGCUUUCGAUAUUCCACAACAUCAAGAAUGGAGUCUGGUUGGAAAGGCCCGAGAUUUUGAACACUUUCGUUCUCACCAUACACGCGAAUUUGAAAAAGUUUGUCUACACCUAUUGGAACUGUGUGCCAGCGUUGUGCUCUCCCGAGAAUAUCACCUAUGUGCAAGAGCCGAUUGAGCUCGAUACCGGAGCAACCCAGCAACUACUACAAUAUUAUCGAAGCCAUGGAUAUCCAUCGAUUUUCAUCCAUCACAAAAAUCUUUGUCUACCCCUAUCGCAUUUAAUGCAAAUGACAACGGUGGAUGCGGCGGCGGCUUAUCUGGUUGUGGCUGAUGGAUCUACGGAGACUCGGGUGCCCGGUUGGACGAUUCGAAACGCUUUGGCUGCACUCUCGCUUUCUCGACCCGACAUCAACGAGUAUCGCUUGAUCAGUCUCCGAGCUUCCCUCCCCUCAUUACAUUAUGUUAUUACGGGUACAAUCACCGAUCCCUCAAAAUUCCCCAAAACGGUUGGCUGGGAGAGGAGUAUUCGAGGGAAAUUGGAACCGAUCACUGUCGACAUGAAAUCACAUUUCGAUCCGCACAGCCUAAUGGAACAAAGUGUUGAUCUCAAUCUUUCGCUUAUCAAAUGGAGACUUGUACCAGAGAUGAAAUUGGAAAGAUUCAAAGCGUUACGGACAUUGAUCUUUGGCGCGGGGACACUUGGAUGCAAUUUGGCUCGAUCAAUGCUUGGAUGGGGAGUGAGACAUUUCACGUUUAUUGACAACUCGAAUGUAUCCUACAGUAAUCCGGUCAGGCAAUCACUUUCCGAGUUCGAAGACGCUCGCUUGGGAAAAUCGAAAGCCGAUUGUGCGGCCAGUGCGUUGAAGAGAAUUUUGCCAACCGUUUAUGCGCAAUCCGUUCAAAUGACUGUCCCAAUGCCCGGGCAUUCUGUCGGAGCACAAGGAGAACAAGAGCUGGAAAUCGUUGUCAAUCAAUUGGAGGAGCUUGUCCUGCAACAUGAUGUCCUAUUCCUCGCCUUGGACAGUCGAGAAGCUCGCUGGUUGCCAACUGUUCUUGCGAAUAUCCACAAUAAGAUGGCCUACAGUGUGGCUCUCGGUUUUGAUACAUAUGUGAUUAUUCGGCAUGGAGUUGGGGAGAGUGAUGUGGCUUCAACUUCGGAAAGCAGUGUUCGCGGAAUUGUCUCCUAUUCGAAUCUUGCUUGCUACUUUUGCUCGGAUGUCACAGCGCCCGGGAAUUCGACCACUGAUAGAACCCUCGAUCAACAGUGUACCGUUGCACGCGCGGGUAUUUCGAUGAUUGCUUCCGGAUUGGCAACAGAACUGCUUGCUGCCGUUCUCCAACAUGAGAACCCCGUUGAGGCUCCAGCUAUAAUGGGCGAUCUCUCAGCGGAAGAUUGCGGAGGACUUCUUGGACAUGCUCCACACCAAAUCAGAGGUUUCAUUCAUCGAUUCCAACAAAUGACUCCAUGCGUUCGCCGGUUCGACCGAUGCAUUGCUUGCGGGAAAGCGGUGAAAGAGGCCUUUGAGGCGGAGAAAUGGCGUUUCGUGAGAGAUGUGAUGAAUAGCCCUAGCCGAUUGGAGGAGAUCACCGGUUUGGAUCAACUGCAGGCAAGCGUCGAUCAGGUGGAUAUCGACUUCGCUAGUGAGGAUGAUGGGUCUUCGGUUGUCAGCUUUACU